This is a messenger RNA of Owenia fusiformis, 2937 nucleotides long. Lineage: Eukaryota; Metazoa; Annelida; Polychaeta; Sabellida; Oweniidae. The record is from the annotation of a GenBank genome assembly.
UUUACAAGUCAUAUUGUCAACAUAAAAAAAACUAUUUUCGUAUCAUGUAUCGGCAAUGGAAAUUAUAAAAUACGAUCUAUUUGUAUUUCUUUUACUAUUUGAAUUAUCAGCGUUUUAGAGAUUAGAUAAAAUAAACAAAUUGUUGUAAAAGCUUUAAAUGGAUUGUUUGAACAUCAAGUGAUAAUAUUUAGCAAUUGGUAACAUAAGAUUUGGAUUUAAUUUUCUUUCGAAAUAAAUUUUCUAUUUUGCGUUUACAUAAGUUCUCACAUUGUCAAAGGCACAAGUUGAAGUUCGUUAGCAUUUGGCAAAAUGGAUUUCGAUGAAUAUAGAAAAAGAGGAAAGGAAAUGGUUGAUUACAUCGCAGAUUAUCUUGAGAACAUUCGAUCAAGACGUGUUUUUCCAAAUGUUUCUCCGGGGUACAUGAACGACUUGGUCCCAGAAUCAGCUCCCUUAGACGGAGAAAAAUAUGAAGAUAUAUUCAAAGAUGUUGAACGCGUCAUCAUGCCAGGGAUAACACAUUGGCAGAGCCCAUAUAUGCACGCUUACUUCCCGGCCUUGAACUCGUUCCCGAGUCUGUUAGGAGACAUGCUUGCGGACGCCAUAGGCUGCCUCGGUUUCACAUGGGCAUCUAGUCCAGCAUGUACCGAACUUGAGACAAUAGUGAUGGAUUGGCUAGGAAAGAUGAUAGGAUUGCCUAAAGAAUUUCUCCAUAGCAACGAGCAAACUAUGGGAGGUGGUGCCAUACAAACGACUGCGAGUGAAUCCACCUUUGUCGCACUACUGGCGGCAAGAAGCGAGGCCAUCAGACGCUAUCAAAUAUUAGACGAGGAUGACCUGAAUGGCGCAGAGAUCAACGCUCGACUAGUAGCCUACUGUAGUGAACAGGCACACUCUUCGGUAGAAAAGGCAGGGUUGAUAGGGUUGGUGAAAUUGAGGCUAUUACCUUGUGAUGAUGACUUGAGCUUGAGGGGAGAGACACUGCGUGAUGCCAUCAAAAGAGAUAGGGAGCUAGGAUUAGUGCCUUUCUUUUUAUGUGCUACUCUUGGGACAACAGGGGCUUGUGCAUUUGAUAAAAUAAACGAACUUGGUCCCAUCUGUGAAGAGGAAGAUAUAUGGAUGCAUAUAGAUGCCGCUUAUGCUGGUACUGCGUUUGUCUGCCCAGAAUUCCGAGGUUACAUGGAGGGGGUUGAAUACGCACAUUCCUUCGCAUUCAACCCUUCCAAGUGGAUGAUGGUACAUUUCGAUUGCACAGCAUUGUGGGUGAAAAACAGUGGCGCUUUACAUCGAACAUUUAAUGUGAACCCAUUGUAUUUACGCCACGAGAACACGGGAGCUGCAAUAGAUUACAUGCAUUGGCAAAUCCCACUUAGCAAGAGAUUUAGAUCCUUGAAGUUAUGGUUCGUGCUGCGAUCCUUUGGUGUAAAGGGGAUUCAGGCUCAUGUCAGACGGGGGGUGGAACUAGCUAAGAAGUUUGAGAACCUCAUCCUAUCCGAUCCACUUUUUGAAAUACCAGCAAAGAGGAUCCUUGGCUUGGUCUGCAUUCGAAUAAAGGGCGAAAACGAAUUGACCGAAGCAUUACUGAAACGGCUUAAUAGCUCUGGAAAACUACAUGCAGUACCAGCGUCCUUCAAAGGCAAAUACGUAAUACGUUUUACUGUGACGUCACAAUACACAACCGAGAAAGAUAUUGAACGAGACUUCAAGAUCAUAAAAGAAACUGCCAGAAAGAUCAUAGCAGUUGAAAGCUCAUCAGAGGAAGAGGAUGACAUAGAAAAUGAAAUAGAGAAUGGUACUUGGAGACAACAGCCGACCCAAAGAUCUAAAAUAGGGGAGAUUCGUCGUGAGGGUCUCAAACAUGCCAAGAAGGAUUUCGGCGUCAGUUUGAUCCUUAGUAAUGUUCCCAUGUCACCGAGGUUUAUCAAUGGGAGUUUCGCUGCUCUCUUUGAGAACAAUGAUAUCAUGAAAGAGAUUACUAAGCAUUUGAAGAACGGAGAUUUUAAUUCAAAGUCAGCCAUUUUCAUGUCUCCGCGCCGAAAAAUGAAGCUGGAUUCCUCGAAACAGUUAAGCCUUGAUGUGAAUUGUCUCUACUCACAGAAGAGAUUAACGGCGGUACCUUCCAAACAGGGUUCUUUGGAUUCAAAAAUUGAGGAUAUCCUCCACAGUUCAUUUGAAUCCGAAAGCCUCAGCGACGUUGUUGACAGUGAGCACGGCAACGCCUUUGCUGACGUAAUCGUCAAUGGAGACAACGGCCAUAAUAAUAAUGAUAAGAACGGAGGCAAUGGUACAACCAGUCCUACAGUUUCUGUGUUCAUUGUGAAUGGGAUGAAACGUUCUCCAAGUAAAUCCAAAAUCAAAGAGAGCGGUAUGAAAAGCCCAACAUCCGGGUUCAAAAACCCAACACAAGGGAUGAAGAAGUCGCCAAGUAAGUCCAAAUUAAAGAAACAAUCAAAGGUGAAUGGGCCUAGUAAUGUCGACACUGUCAACACAACAAGCGGCAGUGAUAUCCGCGUGUGCAAGCACUGCGGCCACAACAUAGAUGAUGGUCAGUGGACUGACGAAAAUGUUGAAUUUAACAUGUAAAUCGUAAUUGAUGGAAAUACAAAUGAAUACUCUGGAGUUAGGAAAGAAUUGACAUUUGACUGUUUAUAUCUUGGGUUAUAGAGCUUUAGCGUAUUUCCCUUGGCGGUGAGUUCUUGCAGUAGGUGGAAAACGUACUCAUAUUUGUUGUUAUCAAAUACCAUAUAAUAGAUAGCUGUAAUAUAAUAGUAAAGACCAUGAAUUCCUUUAAGAAUGGACGAUGGUAUUGAAUAUGUUCGUGUUUCAGAAGUUUUGGCUGGGAAAUGUCUUACACGUACAAGUAUAUACAUAGUAUUUAGGCCUAUAUAAAGAUGGCAGUGGUGUAGUUCAGUGUAGUGUAGUGAAUGUAUUUGGACAAGA